Molecule: messenger RNA, 757 nt
Organism: Rhipicephalus microplus (southern cattle tick)
Lineage: Eukaryota; Metazoa; Arthropoda; Arachnida; Ixodida; Ixodidae
Gene: Pfdn1
Product: prefoldin subunit 1
Biological process (GO): protein folding
Cellular component (GO): prefoldin complex; cytoplasm
Molecular function (GO): protein folding chaperone
Source: RefSeq, a predicted model, not a curated record
AGGAAGGAAAGGUGGGUAACAUCGUCAACAGCGGCUCAGCUGGGCUUCAGAAGCUCAUCGCUAGAGGCAUCAGCAAAAUGGCAGCCGGACCAGUCGACAUGGAGCUGAAAAAGGCGUUUCAAGAUCUUCAAAUGAAAAUGAUUGACACAACGAAGCGUCUGCGGCAGGCUGACGUGCGGAUCGAGAGCCUCAAGAGAGCAGUCAAGUACGCCUAUUGUACGGGCGAAUUGGUCUCCGAGGAUCCCGACGCGAAAAUGUAUCGGUCUUGCGGAAGAAUGUUUCUUGGUACUGAUUUUUCGGAAGUGAUGAAGCAUUUGGAUGAUAAGAUAAAUGAUUGGAAUGAGAGGAUAAAGGGCAUCGAGAACCACAAGGCCUACUUGCAAAAGAACCUCAAGGAAUCAGAAAACAACCUUAGGGAAAUGAUUGUCCAAAAGCAAAGCAUGCAUUGACAUGCAAAGUUUAGGUACUUAACAUGUGACUAAUUAUUUAUGCAAAUGUUAUGAAAAUGUUUACCACAUCAAGGAUUAUUGUAAACCUUUUGCACCAGAAGUGAUGCUGUAAAAUAUGUGCACUAGUACCAGGAAUCUUCAUUUCCAUGAUUUUCCUGUUGGGAAGUUGUUGUUAGCUUAUGUGGGAAAUACUUUUGAACUUUUUGCUGCAGUUACAUUGUUUUGUGCAAACAACCAGGAAGUCAUUUUGUACACAGUGAAUUUGCCUUCAUUUUCCAAAUAAAAAAAUUGAAACUGAAAAACCUAAA